AUGAAACGUGACAAGGAUAAUUGGUGGGCCGUAUGCAAAAUUAAGCCAAGACAAAUUAUUGAUGCUCCACUAGCAAAUUUGGCAUUCCAAGAAGAUGAAAUCGAAGAGCACUCUAUUGACAAUAUCGAUGACAUACCGAGACCUCUAAAUGAUUCAAAUGGAGGUUCCAUGGAGGUUGAUAAUAGCCAUGAUUAUAUACUGGAAGAUGAAAUUGAAACAGAUUAUGAAACUGAAGACAAAUUAGAAAAUGAUGAAGAUGAAUACAUUUCCGAUGAUAAUAAGUUGACUAGAUUUAGAGGUGGAAGGAGUGGAGGCCGCACUUCUCAUGCUCAUUCAAACAUUGAAGGAUCAAGCAAUGUUGAUAGUGUACCAUUUUCAAAUGCCACUAUUCCAAGUGUUGAGGAAACAGUGAAUGGUAUUGGAUCUCAACAACCUAAUCAAAAUGUUGUAGCUAUUAUUGAUACUCAAGCAAACUAUGGAAGUACACAAGAUGCUUCAACUAUUGUUGGGAGGUUACGUAUCACAGUUGUAAAUGGAUUGUUAGAGCCAUCUAGCAAAUGUGCAAAGAUAAUCACAAAAAAUUUUAAGGAAAAAGUUGACUUUGAAGGAUACACAUGGAAGACAGUGUCACAACCUAUAAGUGACUUUUAUUUUGAAGAAUUUCGGAAACACUUUAUUUGGGAUUCCUCAUUAGAGGCACAAGUAAAGGAGGCUUGGGUUUUGAAAGCCUCACAACGAUAUAGUGAUUUUUUUAGGGAUAUAAGGGAUGUAACAACAAAGCCAGAGUAUCUAAGUGAGGAGGAGUACAAGCAUUGGAAAGCUAUUUGGGAUAGACCUACAUUUAAGAAGAAACAAGAGAUAAAUUCUAAAAAUCGACAUAGUAUUGCUGGGCCAUCAUGCCAUACAGGAGGGUCAAUAUCUAAUGUUGAGCAUGGGAAGAAGCUUGAAUCUAAAUUGGGCCGAAAAGCCACUCCACAUGAGCUUUUUUUGCAUACUCAUACUAAAAAACAUGAUGGGGAAACUUUUGUAGAUCUCAAGUCAAAGACAAUCAAUGAUAAGAUGUUGACCUUGAAACAACAUGCAAUUUCUACAGAAUCUGCAUCAACAAACUCAAGACCUACUCCAGUAGAUGAAUUGACCCUUUAUAUUGAAGCUGUUGGUGGAGAGAAGAAAAGAAGAGUCUAUGGUCUUGGUUCUCAAGCAUCUUCCUAUUAUGGAUGCUCUAAUUCAAAUGUCAAUAACUCAACUGCAACAUUUACUAUGCAAAAUAAUGAAGAUUUACAAAAUGAGUUAGAAUAUGUCUGUAAUCAACUACAAAUCCAAGAAGAGCGGCAUCAACAAGAGCGUCAAGAAACUCAACAAGAGCUUCAAACAAACUUGACAAGAGGUGGCUGAAAUGAGGAGGAUGUUACAAUUACUUAUAUCUGAAAAUCAAGCACCUUCUCAAAUAAAUCAAUCAGGUCAUGAUGAAGAUGUUGAUCCUACUCCACCAACUUAGUAGUUAAUGUUCUUAUCUUGUGACAUAUUUCUCCUAUUUGUUGCUUGCUUGUGAUACUUUUGAGUUUUAGUAUUUGCCACUUAUAUUAGCUAUAUGUGCUUGAAGCUAUUUUGAAUAUGAAUUGUGUUGUUUUUUAAUG
This is a messenger RNA of Dioscorea cayenensis subsp. rotundata (Guinea yam), 1637 nucleotides long. RefSeq lists its product as uncharacterized. The transcript is spliced from 6 exons. The record is from RefSeq and is a predicted model, not a curated record. The coding region runs from base 1 to 1395 and encodes 464 amino acids. Lineage: Eukaryota; Viridiplantae; Streptophyta; Magnoliopsida; Dioscoreales; Dioscoreaceae.